UAAACUGAUUCUUUUCACUUUCUCGCAAGUUCGGAAACCUUUCCUUCACUUUCUCAUCAUCCAAACACCAAAACCAUCAACAACCAUGACAACAAUCAGUCUCCGGAAGGGAAACACACGUCUUCCACCGGAAGUUAACCGCGUCCUCUACGUUCGCAACCUUCCCUUCAACAUAACAAGCGAAGAAAUGUACGAUAUAUUCGGCAAAUACGGUGCUAUUCGUCAGAUCCGAAUCGGAACUAACAAAGACACGCGCGGCACCGCUUUUGUCGUUUACGAAGACAUUUACGACGCUAAAACUGCCGUCGAUCAUCUCUCUGGUUUCAAUGUCGCUAAUCGAUAUCUCAUCGUUCUUUAUUAUCAGCAUGCUAAGAUGAGUAAGAAGUUUGAUCAGAAGAAGAAGGAAUUUCGUAAAUUUUAUUGA
Molecule: messenger RNA, 424 nt
Organism: Cicer arietinum (chickpea)
Lineage: Eukaryota; Viridiplantae; Streptophyta; Magnoliopsida; Fabales; Fabaceae
Product: splicing factor 3B subunit 6-like protein
Cellular component (GO): cytoplasm; nucleus
Molecular function (GO): mRNA binding
Source: RefSeq, a predicted model, not a curated record